AUGCCUGAGGCCGACAAGUUUCGUGUCCGCCACGCGAGGUCGGACGGUGACGAUGCGCAGUUCAUCAUGGCCGCGUUCGACUCGACGAUACCUUACCUCGCGUCCAUCGGCGCCGGCGCAAUGUGGGGUGAGAAGCCCUUUUCCGAGAAAGACGGCUUUGAAGGGGAAACAGUGGAAUCGAUCCAAAAGUCGGAGCGCGACGAUGAGCCCCUGAGGGUCUUCAUCGCCGAGGUCGGUCCCGGCGCGGCCGCCGAGCAAGGCACGGCGCAGCCUGUGCGCGUCGGCUCCGCGAUGGUACGCGAAGACUCGCUGCCGUCGUACAUAACGGACCGAGAAGAGAUGAAGCCUGAAGUAGACGGAGCCAAGGAUUAUCUCUUCUUGGAGGUCGUCAUCUCAGACUACAGGACGGGGCCGCUUCACAGGGGCGCCGGGGCAGCGCUGAUCGAGGCCAUCAAACACUAUGGGCGUGAGAGGAACAAGAAGACCUUGUAUGUGGACUGCUGGGCUGGCAACGGUGCCAAGCUGAACAGGUAUUACGAAAAACUGGGCUUCGCCAGGGUCGGCGACUUUUCGUUUGGCAGGGCCAAUGGAGAGAUUUGGCCAGGCACCUUCUUCCGCAUGGAUCUGUAG
Molecule: messenger RNA, 630 nt
Organism: Purpureocillium lilacinum
Lineage: Eukaryota; Fungi; Ascomycota; Sordariomycetes; Hypocreales; Ophiocordycipitaceae
Molecular function (GO): acyltransferase activity, transferring groups other than amino-acyl groups
Source: RefSeq, a predicted model, not a curated record